AACCCCCAGUCAGCCGAAACCACGAGUUUACAGCCGUUACUGCCCUGUCUGUCUGAGGUUAAAUCAGAGCAACUUUAUAAGUUGUAUACUUAUAGGUCUCAUAAGACAAUAUUAUGUCUUAUAUUGUAGUUAGUUUGUUUUAUUACAGUUUACUUAUAAAAGCGCGUCACGUAACAUUGCGCCCACAAAGAUUAAUUUUCUCUCAAAUGAUUUGGAUGGUGAAUGUUGAACCGCGAAGAGCCGAAGGAUUUUAAUAUUAGGAAUAUUAGGAGAAUAAGCUUAUAAUACCAGGGGAAUUAUGUCGUAUUAUUAGGGGAUUAAAGUAAUAAUUUUACGAAUAUUAUUAACUUCACAAUAAUAAAGUUUUCAAAUAACAAGAAUAAAGUCGUAACUUUACAAUAAACUUGUAAGGAGAAUAAAAUUGUAAUUUUAUUGUAAAAGUUACUGUAAAACCAGAAGUAACGAUGUCUUCUGUGGUUUUAUAUUAUGUAAAGCAGUGUGUGGUUUCUGACCUGCAAAAGGUGUGAAAUAAAUAAAGUCUACUUAUAAAUAAAGUUUAUUUAUAAAUACCGUUUAUUACUUAUGAUUUGGUAUCGUUACCUUUGAGCUGAAUAACUUAAGGUUCUGGGUUUCCUUCCAGAAGCUUCUCUCCAUAGUUUUCUGGAGUUCAGGUCCAUUCCUGACAGAACCAGCAGAAUUGGGUCGGGAUUGUAGUCUGACUGGAUGCGGAGGGACAUCUGGGCCCAUCUGGACCCGUUUGGCUGAUGUCUAUCCACAUUGUUCAUCAGUUCCUCCUGCACCAAAACAGUCCCGCAACAUGAUGCUGCCACCACCACAAGGUCUUUAGUUUUUGUUCCGGGGAUUUGGACCAGAACCCGUCCAUGACAUCAUCAUCUGGGCUUUCCCUCGUUACUUAAAGAGACACAGGUGAAUUCUCUGGAGGUCACACCUGACCGCAGCAUGAUAGCUGCUGCAGGCUAUCAGCACAUCCGCAUGUAUGACCUGAACUCCAACAAUCCGAACCCAGUCAUCAACUACGACGGCGUCAGCAAGAACAUCACGUCUGUGGGUUUCCAUGAGGACGGGCGCUGGAUGUACACUGGAGGAGAGGACUGCAUGGCUCGCAUCUGGGACCUCAGGUCCAGGAACCUGCAGUGCCAGAGGAUCUUCCAGGUCAACGCUCCCAUUAACUGUGUGUGUCUACAUCCCAACCAGGCUGAGCUGAUAGUGGGAGACCAGAGCGGCGUCAUUCACGUCUGGGACCUGAAAACGGAUCACAAUGAGCAGCUGAUUCCAGAACCUGAGGUUUCAGUCAACUCGGUCCACAUCGACCCAGACGCCAGCUACAUGGCUGCAGUCAACAGCUCGGUCAGUCAGGCUGCACAGAGUGGAAACUGCUAUGUGUGGAAUCUGGCUGGAGGAAUGGGAGACGAAGUCACCCAGCUGAUUCCCAAGACCAAGAUCCCAGCACACAAACGCUACUCCCUGCGCUGCAAGUUCAGCCCAGACUCCACACUGCUGGCCACCUGCUCAGCAGACCAGACCUGUAAAAUCUGGAGGACGUCAAAUUUCUCCCUCAUGACGGAGCUGAGCAUCAAGAGCAACAACCCUGGAGAGACCUCUAGAGGCUGGAUGUGGGACUGCGCUUUCUCUGGGGACUCCCAGUACAUCGUAACUGCGUCUUCAGACAACCUGGCCCGGCUGUGGUGCGUGGAGACGGGGGAGAUCAAGCGGGAGUACAGCGGCCACCAGAAGGCCGUCGUCUGCCUGGCCUUCAACGACAGCGUGCUCGGCUGAGGAAGACCAGGAGGAAGACCAGGAGGAAGACCAGGAGGAAGACAAAGACGCCAGCAAGCCGGUUCCUCACAGUGGAGGAGAGUUAAAAGUUUCCCUGCAGCAUCAUGGCCGCCUCAGGCUUUGCAAGACAGAUUUUAUCAGGCAGGAGGAGGAGAAGCAGAAGGUAAACCUCACAUUUCAACACGUUUCUGUAUUUAUUCACCACAACUGGACAUUCAGCUGAGCUCCAGAAGGGCUCACAUUGUGUCACGUUGCAGCAAACCUCAGAGCUCCUUAUUGGGACUUUAAAUGAAAAAAUGCACAGAAUUAUUGUGAAGAGGAUGGAGAAAAAUAAAAAGUGAAUCACUUUCAUAUUCAGCCCAAAAUAAGCAAAAGUUUGUAGAAUUACCCAGGUUUUUUCUGUACGUCUCAUUUAAAGAAUUCAAGUUUUACACCUGCUAUAAUCUGAUACCAGGAGUGUCAGUAUGAAGAGGCUGAACACAAAUGCACACCACACUUUUCAGAUUUGUGUUUCACUUCAAAAUGAUGCGUUAAUUUGUUGCAUAAAAUCCCUUUAAAGUUCCUAAAAGUUUGUGGUUGUGAUGCUCUAUGUUCAGAUCUGUUUCUCUGUGCCUGGUGGGUCAACUGGGAAUAAACCAUGUACAAAUUAUUUAA
Messenger RNA from Gambusia affinis (western mosquitofish), 2451 nucleotides. RefSeq names its product MTOR associated protein, LST8 homolog (S. cerevisiae) (gene mlst8). The transcript has 8 exons. Gene Ontology annotation, molecular function: protein binding. Gene Ontology annotation, biological process: TOR signaling; regulation of actin cytoskeleton organization. The record is from RefSeq and is a predicted model, not a curated record. Gene Ontology annotation, cellular component: TORC2 complex; TORC1 complex. NCBI's taxonomy places the organism in Eukaryota, Metazoa, Chordata, Actinopteri, Cyprinodontiformes, Poeciliidae. Bases 961 to 1797 code for a protein of 278 amino acids.